Molecule: messenger RNA, 1614 nt
Organism: Anopheles marshallii
Lineage: Eukaryota; Metazoa; Arthropoda; Insecta; Diptera; Culicidae
Gene: PLCXD
Product: PI-PLC X domain-containing protein 1
Exons: 4
Coding region: 1-1614 (537 amino acids)
Biological process (GO): lipid metabolic process
Molecular function (GO): phosphoric diester hydrolase activity
Source: RefSeq, a predicted model, not a curated record
AUGUCCUUCACAGUGCGAAACCACAACAACUACAACAACAACAGCGAUGCGGUCAGGGUUAGCAUCGGGAUGUUGUUGGGGGUGCUAGUAUUGCUUCAAACUGCAACCACGCGAGGGUUAGCCCAGCGAGCCUCAGGUGAUCGUGAGUACAAGCCGGAAAUGGACGAUCUCUACAUUACGGUGAACGCGCGCACCCGAACCCUCGAGCUGGCGUGGCGCAAUUUCGACGAUCUAUCCAAUUACAUACUGCUGGCCGAACAGUACCCGGUGGAAGCGUUCGAACCGCGCUACUACUACUACACGAGUGACUCCGAUACCAGCAGCACCACCCCUUCGGACGUAACCGGCAACGAUAGUGGUGCGAUGACGCUGAUGAUGGGUGAUGAUGCCGCGAGCAUCGCCCUCAGCACGCCGGAAGUGACCGGUGGUGGGAGUGAUGGAAACGGUGGCACUACUACCGAAAAUAGCGUCUCCACGACAAGCACCUACAGCGAGAUGGAGCUCGGGUGGGUGUAUGACUUCCGGGACGAAUCGGGCUACCGCAAGAAGGAAGUGCUAUUUUCACUACAACCGAUCUACACCAACGGCUGGACGAAGACCGGUAUCAAAUUUAAUUACGAUCUCAUGAACGGCGUCAACACAAACACCAGCUGCUACGGCUACUACGCGUACUUCGUGCGGCCGAAUGGGACCGUCGUGUCGGCGCACUGCAUGAAGCUGCACCCGCGAUGGAUGACGGACCUGCGGCCGCAUCUCGGUGCGUUCCGCAUGCGGGAACUGUUCAUACCCGGUACGCACGAUUCCGCCUCGUACAAGGCCGGUUUCGAUCCGCAGUAUCAGGAAACGAUCAUCACCAAGUACGCGCUGACGCAGGACGACGAUGUGUACGGGCAGCUGCUGCAGGGCAUCCGGUACAUCGAUCUGCGCGUCGGAUACUACAAAAACAGCCCGUCACCGUUCUGGGCCAACCACGGCAUCUCGCGGCUCCAUCCGCUGAUCGACAUUCUCGGGCAGAUCAAGCGUUACGCGCAGGAAACGCGCGAAAUUAUCGUGGUGGAUGUGCAAGAGUUCCCGGUAGGAUUUGGCAAGGAGUACAACAUUCACACGAAGCUGAUCAACUUCUUGCAGAGCGCGCUCGGGGACGUGAUGGCCAAUCCGAGCAUCGGGUGGGAUGGGACGCUCGGUGAUGUGUGGGCCGGCGGGAGGACGGUCGUGCUGGCCUACGAUCACGAGUUUGCCUUCCGGUCGUUCUCGCACGUGGUGUGGCGUUCGGUGCAGCAGCGCUGGGGCAAUGUGCAGAAGGUGAACGAUCUGAAGGACUACCUGUUCAAGGUGCACCAUCCUCGUGGAUUCCGGGAAUACUCGUACCGGCCGGUGGCCGAUAUGGCCGAGCUAACGCCCGACCCGUGGGGUGUCAUUACCGACCGGUACGGUGGUCUGCGCAAGAUGGCCGACUCGGUGAACCGAUUCGUGACCAAGUGGUACUUUGAAGAUCUCGGCCCAACCGCCAACGUGGUCGCAGUCGACUUUGUGCGCGGUACCAGCAUCGUCGAGGCGGCAAUCUACUGGAAUCUGAAGCGUGUUCCAAAUGGUUCAAUAAAAUACCACUACUAG